AUGGGGGGUCUACUUGAUAUGAUGACGUCGAUCUCACAAAGCUCUUGCCGAUUAGAGAAAUCAAGGGCUGGGGUGCAACAGGGGUUUCGGGGGAUCAGCGAAUUCGAUGCCGGAACUCCCAUCGAAGCAGAGAUUAAGACACAAGGGAAUGUGUACCGCUUGGAAAAACCAUCGAGCUUUUCUAAGAAGGGUGCGCGAAUGGUUGCAUCCAUCGGGCUCGCCGCUCCCAUUGCACAUGUCAUCUGGAAUACAGGUGUCGGCUGUACCGUUCAGCCCGACCCUGAUGGUCCCCGGCUGGCGCAGUACUGCUGUCUUGAUCGGAUGCGCGGACACCGCGUGAGAAUCUCGGGCCAAAUCAUUCGCAAGCAUCAGUUCGCGAUGAGCCGGUCAUGCAAUCCUCAAGAAAGGACUUGGACAAACCGACUUGCGAGCGACUCGGACAAGAAUGCCUUGUCCAAGCGUUUCGGCGGAAGGAAAACGAGGAACCAGUAUGGCAAAGAACGGUUCACCAAAACUAAGGGAAGAGAAAGAGGCAUGUUUGUUAGCUCCCAUGGAUGGCGUACGUUUAGACACACAUAUGACUUCGUAACGUGCGCACACAUUGAUCCGCUCAUCGACGAUAUAUUGAGCUUGGUUGACCCUUGCACGUCACGGUAG
Molecule: messenger RNA, 657 nt
Organism: Cantharellus anzutake
Lineage: Eukaryota; Fungi; Basidiomycota; Agaricomycetes; Cantharellales; Hydnaceae
Exons: 3
Coding region: 1-657 (218 amino acids)
Source: RefSeq, a predicted model, not a curated record